AUGGCUGGUGCGCCUGUUACUCCACUUGAUUCAUCCAAGCCCCUCGCAGGCAGAAACCUGGCCAACUAUAACAGGAUACUCGAUACUCCACUCCUCGUACCGGAUAUUCGUGACCGCGAGAUCGCCGUUAUGAACCGAGAGAUGGAGGUGGAAGAGCAGCAGCGGGCGUUGACGCAGCGCGAAAGUGCCUUGGAGGAUAGAGAGAGUGCUGUGGAGAGGAGAGAGAGGGAGAUAGAGGAGAAGGAGAGGUUACUUCAGCGGAGGGAGGCGAAAUUGGCGAGGAAGUGGAAGGAUGGUAAGGUUUUGGAGAAGAGGGUUAGAAGGACGGAGGAAGUACUGGGGAGACGCUGA
Molecule: messenger RNA, 351 nt
Organism: Alternaria ventricosa
Lineage: Eukaryota; Fungi; Ascomycota; Dothideomycetes; Pleosporales; Pleosporaceae
Exons: 2
Coding region: 1-351 (116 amino acids)
Source: RefSeq, a predicted model, not a curated record